Messenger RNA from Plasmodium coatneyi, 1689 nucleotides. RefSeq names its product Diacylglycerol o-acyltransferase. Gene Ontology annotation, molecular function: diacylglycerol O-acyltransferase activity. NCBI's taxonomy places the organism in Eukaryota, Apicomplexa, Aconoidasida, Haemosporida, Plasmodiidae. The record is from RefSeq and is a predicted model, not a curated record. Gene Ontology annotation, cellular component: endoplasmic reticulum membrane. The coding region runs from base 1 to 1689 and encodes 562 amino acids. Gene Ontology annotation, biological process: triglyceride biosynthetic process. The transcript has a single exon.
AUGAAUCAUGAAAAUGACGAAUUAAAAAAAUUCAAAGGUAGACCUUUAUUCGAAAACGUGCACCGAGUGAAGCAGCCGAGUCUCCUUUCCCACAAAGCCCUUGACAUUGACCUGAAGGGGUUCCUUAACCUGGCCGUCAUAUUAAUAUGUACAGUGAAUUUCAGGCUAAUCGUGGAGCGUAUAAAGAAGCGUGGGUUUGUUAUAAAUGUGCCCCCCAGUAGUGAAGUUUUGAAAAAUUUGCCUCUCCUAGUUUGUUUUGUGUGUCUAAGCGUAAGCCUCCUUUUUAGUUGGUUUAUAGAAAGGCACGUGGCAUGUUGGUUGUUGCGUCAACCGUGUGGUGGUGAUGAGGGGGUUGGAGGGGGGAAGGGCUCUUCUGGGCACUUCCUUAGUGAGGAUAAAAAUAGUAAAAUGAAGGAGUUAACGAAGUGUGAAUUUAUAGAUCAGAUAGGUUUUUCCCGUGGGAGUGACGAAGCGACAAACGAUGGGAGUGUUCAGAGCGGCGGGAAAAGCCCCUCGGGGGUGAGACGUAGAGGUGCAAAAAAGGGCCAAGAGGAGAAUCUUGAGGAGGAAGGAGCAACAGAAGAAGAUGCACCUAGUGGGGAUGCAGGAGGAUACUCAUUUGGUCCGUUUGAGAACACACACAGUUGGAGCGAAAAGUCGAACGGGUGGAAGAAUUUCCAUCUGUCCAUUUUUCUACUAAGGUGUAUAAAUAGCAUUUUCAUCCUUCUGUUACCAUACUUAACGGUGACUCACUACGACGCAGAACCUUUUUUUUCGUCGAUCCUACUGACCAUAUCGAUAGUCUGGUUUUUUAAAAUAUAUUCCUUCCACCAAGUAUGUUACGACACAAGGAAAUUAUACAUCGAUAAGGUGAACCUUGACAAGAUAAAGGACCCUUCCUUUGAAAUACGAUACGUGAAGAAUUACCCUCAUUGUUUGAAACUGAAGGAUUACUUCACCUACAUGCUUAUGCCAACGUUAUGUUUCCAGUACACAUACCCAAGGACAGAGAAAACGAGUUGGUCUCGCGUGGCCAAAUAUUCCAUUGAAGCAAUUCUACUAACAAUAAUUAUAAAAAUUAUUUUAGAGCAGUAUAUUUUUAUAACGAUAGAAAAUACCUUUACGAUGAAGGAAUUCCAGUCAGCACAACUAACCGUUAAGAUCAUUCAUAUAAUAGAACGGAUGUUAAAGAUAUCUAUAGGAACGCUAUACAUUUGGCUCAUUGGUUUUUUAAUCGUAUUUCAUCACUGGUGUAAUAUUUUGGCUGAAAUUACCCGAUUUGACGAUAGGCUUUUUUACAAAGACUGGUGGAAUGCUAGCUCCUUUGCAGAAUAUUGGAGGAAGUGGAACCUACCAAUCCAUUACUUUGUGCACAGACACAUUAACAAGCCGCUCAUUUACUACGGGUUUAACAGAAACUUUUCCAUGAUUGUUGUUUUCUUCAUUUCUGCUUUGCUACACGAGUAUUUAAUUAGCAUUCCUUUGAAGUUGGGUUUUUCUGGAUACGUUUUUUUUUUUUUUAUUGGGCAAAUUCCUCUAAUAUGGCUAACCAACAACAAUUAUUUUAAAAAGCGCAAGACGACUGGAAAUGCCAUUUUUUGGAUUGUCUUUUGUAUCACAGGCCAGCCCCUCAUUGUGUUUAUUUACUACUACUCCUGGGUCAGUCGCAAGGGCAUUCUGCACCGGUGA